Messenger RNA from Vespula vulgaris, 1313 nucleotides. RefSeq names its product dihydropteridine reductase (gene Dhpr). The transcript has 5 exons. Gene Ontology annotation, molecular function: NADPH binding; NADH binding; 6,7-dihydropteridine reductase activity. Gene Ontology annotation, biological process: L-phenylalanine catabolic process; tetrahydrobiopterin biosynthetic process. Bases 129 to 842 code for a protein of 237 amino acids. Lineage: Eukaryota; Metazoa; Arthropoda; Insecta; Hymenoptera; Vespidae. The record is from RefSeq and is a predicted model, not a curated record. Gene Ontology annotation, cellular component: cytoplasm.
GCAAUCUAGCAAUCCUUUCACGACAUUUUCCGAAAGUCAGCUCGUUCCUAUUCGUAUUCUUUCGUAGUCGAUCGCUGAAUCCCGGAUCAUUCUUGCAAAUCGUAGAGUUUAUGCACAUUUUGUGAACAAUGGCAGCGGUAUUAGGACGUGUUAUUAUUUACGGUGGUAAGGGUGCACUUGGUUCUGCUUGUGUUUCCCAAUUUAAAUCAAAAAAUUGGUGGGUUGGAUCUAUUGAUAUGAAACCCAAUGAAACUGCAGAUGCCAAUAUUGUUGUAAAUGCUAAUAGAAACUGGCAGGAACAGGAAUCUGAUAUUUUAUCAGAAAUAAAAAAUAUUUUGAAAGAAGACAAAGUAGAUGGAGUGAUUUGUGUAGCAGGUGGAUGGGCUGGAGGAAAUGCUUCAAGCUCAGAUUUUAUCAAAAAUAAUGAUCUUAUGUGGAAACAAAGUGUUUGGAGUUCAGCUAUUGCAGCAAGUAUCGCAUCUCAUUAUUUGAAACAAGGAGGAUUUCUUGCAUUGACUGGUGCUAAAGCUGCAUUAGAAGGAACACCAGGAAUGAUUGGUUAUGGAAUGGCUAAGGCAGCAGUCCAUCAACUAACCAAGUCUUUAGCUUCCAAGGAUAGUGGUCUACCUCUUGAUUCUAUUGUUGCUACUAUCUUACCUGUUACUUUGGAUACCCCAAUGAAUAGAAAGUGGAUGCCAAAAGCUGAUACGAGUACAUGGACAUCUCUUGAAUUUGUAUCAGACUUGUUUUGGAAAUGGUCUCAAAAUCAAGACCGACCUUCCAAUGGUAGUCUUCUUCAAUUGAUUACUAAAGACAAUAAGACAACAUUAAUAACAGUUUAAAAAUGGAAAUGAAACUCUGAAGAUGUUAAAAGAUUAAUGGAAGCAGCAGUUUCUAAAAGCAUUUAUGACAAUAAAUGAAUAUUACAAAACUACUUACUACAAAAAACAUACUCUGUGUCUCUAAAUAAAUUGUGAAUAUACUGUGAAUAUACAAGUAUAUUGUUAGCAUUAUCUGUCAUAUUAAUAUUUUAUUUAACUUAUACAUAUUUUUAUUCCAAUGUCCAUUCCACAGUAAUACAAUUGUUUGAUUUGUAAAAAAACAUCAUUUUAUGUAAUUAUUGUUUUUGUAAUAUAUUUUAUAUGAUUCAAAUUUUACAUAUAAUAUAAUUAUAUAAACGUUUUAUAGUUUAUUGUAAAUACCUCAAAAAUGCACUAUUAAACAAAUAGUAUAAUUGUAUUAUCCUCUCUUUCACUGAUUUGUAAAAUAUUAAUUUUAAUAAUACAAAAAUAAAUAUUAUUCUUUCAAGAUAA